Molecule: messenger RNA, 6788 nt
Organism: Vespa velutina
Lineage: Eukaryota; Metazoa; Arthropoda; Insecta; Hymenoptera; Vespidae
Exons: 11
Coding region: 926-4123 (1065 amino acids)
Cellular component (GO): plasma membrane
Molecular function (GO): protein binding
Source: RefSeq, a predicted model, not a curated record
UUGGCCGGGUCGGGUGCUGCGCAGGCAUAGCGGAGUGGAGCAAGAGCAAGAGCAGAAGCAGAGGCAGUGCCAGUGCCAGUGCCAGUGGUAGAGCCGAAUCCAGAAAGAGAGCCAGUACCAUCGGCAGCUGUAGUGGCGUCAAGAGUGAGCCGUGCACCAGCCACGCCGCUCUAAACGCAUUUGCUGAAUUACGAGUUGACGUUACGAAUCGUUUCUCUUCGAUUUAAGGAGAUCUAUGUGACAGAUAGAUAGAUAGAUAGAGAGAUAGAGUGAGAUAGAGAGAUAGAGAGAGGGAGAGGGAUAGAGAGAUAAAGAUAGAAAGAAGAAGAAGAAGAAGAAGAAGUAGAAAGAAACAGAAAGAGAAGAAGAGAGAAGAGAGAGAAAGAGGAAGAGAGUGAGAGAGAGAGAGAGAGAGAGAGAGAGUUAUAUGUACAUAUAGACAGAGUUAAAUAUAGGAGUAUAGACAAAGGAUCAAAGCAGCGAAGAAUUAGAAAUUGAGAGUGAAACGAAAAGUACUUAUCAUCGGGAAUCGCUUUGUGAAUGAUUGUCGGAUUGUUUUAAUAUUCUAUCGAGGAUAGAUAGAACGAAGAUAACCGAAGAGUGAGAAAACGAACAUAUCGUUAUUAUUAUUUGUGAUCUGUUCGGUUUUUUUAUAAGUGUUUUCAUAUUAUAACGUACAGUGGAACUUACAUACACAAAUGUGAGAACUGUGAGAAAAGCUUUUGACUUGUCGUUGUCCAGCAGGAAGAUCAACAAAGUUGCAUACCCGGUUGUCAAGCGAGUGCUAACUACUUCGGUGAACUAUUCUAUGACUGGUAUUUGUAUUUGUGGAGAAUCUCCUGAUACCUGAUUGGUGGUGCGAACGUGGUUGGUACACAUAAGCGAGGCGUUCAACGUGGCCGAUCAUUGGACAUGGUGAGGGGGCAUGUUGGUGUGCCGGCGGUUGCUGCUGAUCGCAGCCGCGAUCGCGGCCUCGAUCGAGGUUGGCUCCGCUAGUUAUCGCUCGAGCAUAUCCUCGGACAACUCCGGCAAUCCUGGAACGACGUCGUCCGAGGUAUCCUCUAGCAGCCCGGAAACGAGCGGCUCGCCGACCGAAAUCGCCGAGACGAUCGUUUGCAGACCGUCCGAGUAUCUUUGUGGUACUGGCCAGUGUGUCGCACAGGACAAAUAUUGCGACGGCGAAAAUGACUGCGGCGACAAGUCGGACGAGCCAAGAUACUGCACGCCAUGCAACCGAACGCUAUACGGUGACGUCGGUCGGACAUACAGAAUGGAAGUCCGUCGGCCGAGGAAGGAUCGACUGCCAUUCUUGUGUCACCUCAACUUCACUGCCGCCGGCUCCGAUCUUGGUGAUCUAGUUCAGUUAACGUUCGACACAUUUACGGUCGGUCGAUUUCUAUCUUUCACGUCAGAAGGAUGCCCGGAUGGUUUCAUGAGUAUUCGCGAAGAGGGUCGUCCAGCGACAGGUGGACAAUGGUGCGGCAGUGCUUGGGGUUACACCGUUUACUACAGCGAAACAUCCUCCAUCAAUCUCACUCUUUACUUGCAACGCUUGCCCGAGGAGGGGAUCGGUUACAACUUCGACUUCCAACUGUCGUACAAGUUUCUCAGACGGAGCGAAGCACAUCUGAGGUACGGAAACACAAGUAUGGCCACUUGGCGGGGUGAACUGGUAAAUGGUACCUACUGUGAUCGUGUAUUAACCAAAUGCGACACUCGUGCCUGCCGGCUUCAGUCACCAAACUAUCCUGGCGUUUAUCCCAGGAACGUCACCUGUUACUAUCGCGUAGAACAGAAUCGUGCACCUCCUGGGCACAGAGCACUUCUUGCUGUCAGUCAACGGAACAGCCAUAAGAUACACAUCAAGGAUCAGAUCGUCAAAUACGACAGGAGUCAACGUAUACUUAGAGUUUGGGAUCAGUGCAACGUAGUACAAGAUUACUUAACUGUGUACGACGGUGGUUCCACCUCCGACAGGGUCCUCGUGAGAUUGUGCGGCGGUGACGCAGUGCCGGAUAUUGUCAGUAGUCACAACACAAUGCUUUUGGAAUUUCACACCUCGCCAUACGAUAAUCCGUUUCACCCUGUUCCUUUGUCGUUCCUUCCAGGAUUCGAGCUUGAAGUUCAGGUGCUAUUCGUCGACGAGAAAUCCCGAAGCUUCGUGAAGGAGAACGACAACUGCGACUUUUAUAUAUCGAGCGACGAAAGCUCGUUGGGAAUACUGGAGAAUCCGAAACAUUCUCUACCGCCGAACACUACUUGUCGUUAUCACUUUCAAGGGAAACUAAACGAGAUAGUUUGGCUUUCGUUCGUGAAGUAUUACGCAGCCAGUGCUGAACUUGCCGCGAAUCUUCACACAGGUGCCGAUUGUAACGCUAAGUUGCUGAUAUGGGAUGGCGAUCAUGCUUCGAAUAAGCUUGUUACAAAUCGUAAGAACAUCACACUGAUGGGCCAAUUUUGUAAGGAUGACAUUCCACGACUAUGCGAUCAUAGUCUUCUACGUAAUAGCAGUCGUCACACGCGUCCUUGCAGUCUGACCGAGAGUUACGUUUCAACCGGUAGAGAUCUAACCUUGGAACACAUUCUUCGUCAAGGAAGUGCACUUUAUCCGAUAAGCUUCGUCCUACGUUAUGAAUUCGUUCAUGAGGCAACAUCCUGUAAUCACGUUUUUUCAAUGACGUCACCAACAUCCUCGUCUUCCACAUCAUCGUCAUCCUCAUCAUCAUCUUCAUCGUCUUCGUCUUCGUCUUCGUUAUCGAUUGUCUCGAACUUUGGAAAGUUCACAUCCCCUAAGAGCGUGUUUCUCUAUGGCCGAGGUGGCAUGCAAAAUCUCAGCUGUAUUUACAGAUUCGAGUCCGAGCCCGAACAUAGAAUAGAGUUAUCCAUUGACAGAGCUUCCUUCGGUGAUAAGAUCUGUACCUCUUACAUUGAUCCACUCGUCAAUCGAUGGACUUGCGAUAGACGUAUUGGCGAGCCAAGAAAGUUUGGUAUAGCUGAACUCGUCAUUGCUGAGUAUCCUUGGCAAGAGGUUGAAUUGGUACGCGAUUGUUUAUGCUCGAACGUCAGCGAAAGGAUCGUCUUGAGGAGUCUAACAUCUAACAUCAUUGAAAUUAGAUUUACGGUGACAUUGAUGAACGUAACGCAAGACUACAGGGAUUACUUUUUCGAAGGGCAAUAUCGGUUCGUUCCAAUGAAUACGGAAAAUAGUGAACAGAGUUGCUCGACGAAACUGGAAGAGCGUCGAUUGCGUGGUACCAGCGGUGAAAUAUCACUUAGAAGUCCCUUACCACGUGUAAUACCUGGUGUCGCCGCGGUCGAGGAAAUUCUAACGAAUACAGAAGACCUAACGGCAACCCAAUGCGUGAACGAACCCUGGUUGAUAGAGCCCGAGGAUCCACGUAUGAACUUUCUAUAUUUACGAACCGCUGGUUAUAGCAUUAAUCUUGACAACGUUGAAGAAUGUACGACUCUCAAUCGAAUAAUCGUAUAUUCAGCGGCAAAUACCAAAGAACGUAGUGUUAUAUGUCCAGAGGGUGGCGUUGACACCAGCCGAACCGUCGACUUUUUCUCCGGUGGUUGGAAUUACAGCGCAGUUAAUGCUACCAUUGCAAUGCAACAACAUUCGAGAAGCUUCGUCGUUGAAUUCCUUCAAAGAGAACCGGGCUUUUAUGCCGUUACUUGGAUGGCUAUCUCGAAACGAUCGUCCAACGUUGGUUUUACCAUGUCACCUAUGGAGGAAUGUCCUUAUAGGUGCCCGGAAAUUCAAGCGUGCAUCAACCAGGUCCUUUGGUGUGACGGUGUACGUAACUGUCCAUCCGGUUUCGACGAGGAGGAAGCCAACUGUUCGUAUCGUUUCGGUGUAACAUUGCUUUACGUCGCCGUUGGUGCCGGUGCCCUCGGUAUAUUCCUUAUCCUUUUAUUGGCGACCGGUUGUCUUAAGUAUUGCUUAUAUCGUCACAAAACGCGAAAGAAGAAGAAAAAUGCUGCGCUCAAUGUAAAUCAUCACGUCAAUCACACUCACCAUAAUAACGGUUUGACUGGGAGCAGAUUAAGCGGACGUUACAAUCUUCCGACACCGCAGGAAAUGUAUUUGGAGAAUUACGGGAAGGAUAGUAUUUGUUGACAAUACGCCAUUACCAAUAUCGAGACCACCGUGUGAAUAGUUUGGAUUUUUAAUCUGCCUACCUCGCUGAGAUAGAACGCGUAAAAGAGAAUUAUCAAUGGAUGAUAAACGAAGAGGGAAGGAGAGAAAAAGAAAAAGAAAAAAAAAGAAAAAAAAAAAAAAGAGAAAAAACAAACGAACGAACGAAUAAAAACGAAAAAAACGAAAAUGAAAAGAUUAUUGACGAUGGAUAAAUGAAAAUUAUCGACGGACUAUUAUCGACAAAUACGCGCUAAGAGGAGUUCUGCUGCGUUGUUUCAUUCUUUAUGAAUACUUUUUGAAAUCUGUUCGACGCUCGAACAAAUCUGAAUGUACCAAACACACGCAACAAUGACUUUUUAGAACGUGCUCGUUUCGUUAACCGGAUCUAACAACAUCCGAGAAGUGUAUGAAAAACGCGAGAAUUCUUUUUUCUUUUCUUUUUUUUCUUUUUUUUAGUUUUUCUUUUAUCUUUUUCUUCUCUCUCUCUCUCUCUCUCUCUCUAUCUCUCUCUCUCUUUUUCUCUCUCUUUCUCUCUCUCUCUCUCUCUCUCUCUCUAUCUAUCUAUCUAUCUAUCUAUCUCUCUUUUUCUUUUUCUUUUCUAUUCUUUUUUUUUUUUUAAUUAACGUGCUCCCUCUGGCAAUACAAGGGUAGCCAGGAGAUAAGAAUUUCAUCGAUCGUCAAGAAAAACGUCGUCCUACUUGUCGAGCUCAUCUCUCGCAUUAGUCUUACUCUCGCGAUAGAGACCGACCAAGUUCCAUUAUCCUCAGAAAAGAGGAUUAUUAUCCGUGAGCUACGACGGUAAAUUUAAAUACGCGCGUAUUUUUAGUAAAUAAUAAAAGCGAGCUGCAAAAAGUGAUGAUCAGGAGGGGGGGUAUUAGCGUGAAUUUCUGCUUUUUGCAAUAAAAUCGAAAGCUGCCAGAAGAAAGAGAUAGAGAGAGAAAAAAAGGAAAAAAAAAAAGAAAAAAAGAGAAAGAGAGAGAGAGAGAGAGAGAGAGAGGAAGAGAUAAAGAAAGAAAGAAAGGGAACGAGAAAGAAGAGCAAGUUUUUUUUUUAUAUCUCGUUCUCUAAAUUUGCGAAGAAUGUCUUUUUUGAUAAAAAUAAAUGAAAGAAAAAAAAAAAGGAAAAAAAAAGAAAAGAAAAUAAAAGGACUCAAAACAAGCGUAUCAUCUCGAACGACCAAGAAAAAAAAAAAAAAAAGAAAAAACAUGAAAGCCAUCUAACGCAGCUUUUUCUCAUUCACGCCUAUAGUCAUUGUGUCAUGCUUUUUCGAAUAAUAUCGAAAAAUAUAUUUUUCACUCUCGUCUUUCUCAUCUCUCGACAAGAAAAAAAAAAAAAUAAUAAUAAUAAAUAAAAAAAUAAACAAACAAAUAAACAAUUAAACAAAUAAGUAAAUAAAUAAAUGAAAGAAAGCUAAAAGAACGAAUGAACUUUUGUCGUGAUCCGUCGAUAUAGGACAUCAUUAUUUUAUCACGGGCGACCUUACGAAGGACACGCUCACACAUACAUAAAUACGUACACAUAUACCGCGCUAGCGUGCGUUCAUGAAAACGCGCAUCACACACACACACACACACCACACACACACACACAUACACACGCGCACAAAAAAACGUACAUGAUUCCUAUUAUACCUAAUCCAACUUUAUAAUCAUUUAAAGGCGAACGGUAUUAACGCAUAGAUAAAAAUCACACGUGUAAUCUAGGUUUGAUUAUCGAUCGAGCAAAGCUUGGACCGACCGGUAGAGUUGGAUGUAUGUAUAGUUGAAAUUAUUGUUUAAGAAAGAAAAGAUAAGAAAAAAAUAAAUGAAUGAAAAAAAGAAGGUAAUAAAAAAAAGAAAAAAAAAAAAAAAAAGAGAGAAAAAAGAAAAAAGAGAAGGAAAAAAGUUGAUACACCAUUCUCUCGUGUAUUCAUGCGCGAAGAAAAAAGGAACAAUACGACACAAAGGAGAACAAACGGACGAACAAAAAAAGGAGAAAAGAAAAAAAAGAAAAAUAUUUACAAUUAGUCCUGAUCGAAAAGAAGGACGAUCGGACUAUAACGAUUUAGCGGGCUAUGAUCGAAUGCUGUGAUAGAAGUAAGCGUAUCAACAAUCGCACAGGAAUUCCUUCGCGUGUUACUCCUCUCUUUGAUAUUUAAUGGAGGAGAACAUUCCGAUCAUCGUCGGAUAUGGAUAUCGAUCUUUCAAAUCCUUUUUCUUAUCUGAUCGUUAUCCAAUAAAAUAUAGGACACUUAUACAUAUAAAAAUAUAUUAAAUAUGUAUAUCUUUAGUGAAACUAUCGUCCAAAAACGAUCGCGAUCUCGUUCGGUGAACAUCGGAUUUGUAAAUCGAACGAGAGAAAAUUUCUCAUUUCCUCUUUCAUUUUUUUUUUCUCUUUUUUUUGUUUGUUUUAUUUUCUCUCUAUCUCUCUAUCUAUAUCUCUUCCUCUCUUUCUCCGUCUCUCUCUCUCUCUCUCUCUCUCUCUCUUCUUUAUUUUCUUUUUUUUUUCUUUCUUUAUUUUUUUUCUUCAUUCUAAAAAGAAAAAGAAAUAGGACGGUAUCCAAAAAAGUAUUGCAACUUUUCUUACUUACGUAUUUCUCCGCGGAGGAGAUUCGCGCAAUGCAUUAAAAAAAAAAAUGAAAAAAAAAAAAAAAAGAAAAAAGAAA